GAAGAAACUAUUAAGCCUACAAUUACCAUCCUGGAGUAGUAGAUUUUGCGAAAAUUAUUCUCGAAUGGAAUAUCCAAAAUUGCUAAAAACGUAUUCAUUAAGUUCUCAAGAUCGGACGGAACUUUAAACUUCGUCCUUAGAACUUUUAACCCGUAUUUAUCAUCUAGCCAGUCGGAUUUUGCAAAAAGUAUGAAGCACUCAUCAAAUGACUUUUCAUAAAGAUCUUUGAAAAUGAUAUUUUCUGCCAAUUUUCCACAGAUUCGGAUGGAAUGUUCGAAAUCGCUAAAGCACGCAUUCUUUAAGUUCUUAAGUAGAGCUUUGGAAAUAAGUUCAAGGCCAAUCGGAAGAAACCUAAAGCUUCCCCCAUGAAAUCGACCGCCAUUUCCAUUGAGAACAAAUGGAAUUUUCCGAAAUGUGUGAAACACGCAUCAAAUGAAUUUGAACAAGGUCUUUGAAGAUUAGCUUGAGGUCGAUCGGCGAUUUUUCCACACAUGCAGGUGGAAUUCCUCAAAUACCCGUCAUAAUGGGCACCUACAUAGCACAAGGUAACUACAGUAAAAAUUUCAUCUUCCUAGCUCUCACGGUUUGGCCCUUGCGUUGAUCAUCAAUCAGUCCGGUAGGACAAACAGUUUUAUAAAUGGAGAUCAAUUUAUGUCCAUGACUUAAUAUAUAUACAUACAUAUUAAAGGUUACAAGAGUCUGUCGUCUAAUUCUUAUGUGAACUGUGUUUUUAUGUUAUAUCUGGAACUAGUUCCAUGAGCGAAACCUUUCGUAAGACGCGUCAGCCCCGUUUACAAUCAUUGAGCUUAUAAAAAGCAACGAUAAGGCUGGCCCACUCACGAUUUUAGAUAAGCACAAUUGCCGGCUACGAGCACGAAUAUCAAAAACUGAUUAGUUUAAAUCGAGCCACGUUACGGAGCACAUUUGCAAGUUGCAGCAGUAUGUCACAGAAAGAUCAGUUUACAUUCCGUCGGGCUGAAAAGGAGGAUAUAAAAGCAGUGCUAGAAAUGAUACAGGAACUGGCUGACUUUGAGCGCAUGAGCGAUGGCCCCCAGCUGAGCGAGCAGGAACUAAUACGCGACGCGGGUCUUGAUGGUGGACCCGAAUAUUGCCAAAUCUAUGUGCUCACAGACAAUGCCACAAAGUCUAGCAUUGGGUAUGCUAUCUGCUUUAACUCGUACUCCACCUGGCAGGGACGUUCCCUAUUUCUCGAGGAUAUCUAUGUUCGUCCUGCCCACCGCAAGCGGGGCGCCGGUGCGCGCAUCUUUCGUGAAGUGGCCGCCAUUGCGGUUAAGCUAGGCUGCCGACGACUGGACUUCCAUGUGCUCAGCUGGAAUCCGGCGCGUAUGUUCUACGAUCAGCUGGGCGCAACAAAUUUAACGACAACGGAAAACUGGCAUUUUUACCGCGUAGAGCAACAACAGUUGGGCAAGCUAGCCGGCGAAUUGGAAAGAUAGCUGGUAGUGUCUUUCGAUCUGUCUAUUUUUGUUAGGCUUAUAAACAAAUCAGUGCUUAUUGCAAUAAAUAAUACUUGGCUACAUAAA
Messenger RNA from Drosophila virilis, 1544 nucleotides. Its product is annotated as thialysine N-epsilon-acetyltransferase. Gene Ontology annotation, molecular function: N-acetyltransferase activity. Lineage: Eukaryota; Metazoa; Arthropoda; Insecta; Diptera; Drosophilidae. The record is from RefSeq and is a predicted model, not a curated record.